AUGAGCUGCUGCUGGCUGACAUGUGGGGAGAAGAGCUGCUCCGCUGCUGAAGAAGCAGGACCACAAUCAUCAUCAUCGUCAUCCGCUUCUCUAUCUGUCUCCAUUUAAACGCAGCCCUGAAGCAUCAUGGGAGGCGUGGCGUUGGACUUGGAUGCAGGAGCGGUGAAGGCACCAGAUGGCGGGUGGGGCUGGGCGGUGCUGGCCGGCUGUUUUGUCAUCACAGGUUUCUCAUACGCGUUCCCAAAAGCAGUCAGUGUCUUUUUCAAAGACCUGAUCCGGGAUUUUGGGGUGGGAUACAGCGACACGGCCUGGAUCUCCUCCAUACUGCUGGCCAUGCUCUACGGCACAGGUCCUGCGUGCAGCGUGCUGGUGAACCGUUUCGGCUGUCGUCCAGUGAUGAUGGUUGGAGGCCUCUUCGCCUCUCUGGGAAUGAUCCUUGCCUCCUUCUCCACCAGCAUCAUCCACAUCUACCUCUCGACUGGGGUUAUUACAGGUCUUGGGUUAGCCCUGAACUUUCAGCCAUCGCUGAUUAUGCUCAAUCGCUACUUCAGUGAGAAGCGUCCAUUGGCCAAUGGGCUAUCAGCAGCAGGAAGUCCUGUGGCACUUUGCUGCUUAUCUCCACUGGGUCAGGUCCUCCAGUACCACUAUGGAUGGCGGGGGGGCUUCCUCAUCUUGGGUGGCAUUUUACUAAACUGCUGUGUAUGUGGGGCCUUGAUGAAGCCGCUAGUCGCCCCCAAAACCCAUCAGGCCAAUGAUGUGGAACAGAAGAAGGAAGAGGGAGCAGAGGAGAAGAAGAAGCCCAAGGCCAAACUGCUGGACUUCUCCGUCUUCAAAGACCGGGCUUUUGUCAUCUACACUGUAUCAGCGUCCAUCAUGGUGCUGGGGCUGUUUGUGCCUCCAGUGUUUUUUGUGAGCUAUGCUAAGGAGCUGGGGAACGAGGACACCAAGUCAGCUCUGCUGCUCACGAUCCUGGGCUUUGUUGACAUUUUUGCCCGGCCUACGUGUGGUGUGAUUGCCGGACUGAAUUGGGUUCGGCCUCGCUGCGUGUACCUUUUCAGCUUUGCUAUGAUCUUCAAUGGAGUCACUGACCUGAUCGGGUCUCAGGCCAAGGACUACGCAUCCCUGGUGGUAUUCGCAAUCUUCUUUGGCAUCUCCUAUGGGAUGGUAGGAGCGCUGCAGUUUGAAGUUCUCAUGGAAAUAGUUGGCACAAAGAAGUUCUCCAGUGCCAUCGGCCUGGUCCUGCUCAUGGAGGCCAUAGCUGUGCUGGUGGGGCCACCUUGUGCAGGUCGGCUUCUCGACGCCACCGGCAACUACAUGUUUGUCUUCCUGCUGGCGGGAACCGAGGUUGUCAUCUCAGCCGUGGUUCUGGCCACUUGCAACUUCAUCUGUAUCUCUAAGAAGUCUUCAGUGCUGGCGGACGGCCUCGAGGAUGGCACGAUGACGAGCGACGCCGAGACAGAGGCGCCAGGCAAAGCUGCAGAACCCAGCCACCAGGAGGAGGAAGGAGCGAGAGGGGAGAAGGAGAAGGAGAAGGAGAUGAAAAGGGAAAAGCAGGAAGAGAAAGUAGGUGAGGUCAGGCCAGACAGUGUUACAGUGAACUCACAGGAAGUAGAAAACUUCCUGAAAGAGUCACAACAGAAUGGUGACGUUGCCACCAGUCCUGAAACAUGCCUGUGAGCAGACAAGGUUUUUAAAAAACAGUGUAUUUUGAAGUGGUUUGUUGUGCUUCUGUGUUUGUCAGGGAGUUUUCAGCAUCACUGCCACAUUAACAAGAAUUUAUGUUUUAUAUUGUGGUGGUUCAUACGUCUUGUGUAUAUAGCUAAUGUUACAAUUCAAUAGGUGAAUUUUGAUGUAGCCACUGGCAAAUAAAGGUGACCAAUAUCCUGUUUUCUUGGUUUCAACUAAGGGGAAAUUAGCUUUGAGCUAUAUUUGGUGCAAUAAUAGUAUUACAUUACGCAUUGUUCUUACAAAGAAAGCACAAAAGUAAUAUUACUACUUCUAUUGCUGCUGUUACUACUCAUAAUAAUAAUAAUAAUAAUAAUAAUAAUAAUAAUGAGUUUAUCAAGGUUACAUGAAAGUAGAAACAAAAUCAUAAAGAAGAUAUAUUGUAUUUUAUCACUCAGAGCAUUUAAAUACUGUAUGUUUAUACACUGUAAAAAGGAAAUGGUUGAAAACUAAUUGAAAUGGUUGAAAGCUAGUUUUGAACUAAGUUCAAAACUAUUUAUAUAUCUAAAGAUAUCUGAAGAUAUCAAGAGUUCUUAAAAAUGUUAAAAUGUGUGUGGGGGGGGGUUUCAGCCACUUAGUUUGCUCAUGUCUUGCUCUGAUUUUUAAUAACCUAAGGAUUAAACUCAACAUGUGAUCCUGUCUGCUGCCUGCUUUUAAUUAAACUGGAUGAUCCGACAUUGUCAGUAAUCUGCUGUGAACGCUGAGCUCAGCACAACAGCACAUGCUCAUGUCCCAGAGUUCAGCAAAACCAAAACAUUCACCACAAGCAGUUCACUGUGAUACAAUUACAGAUAUUGUCAUUUAAUGCUGGUGUGACGUGGUCGUAACAAUCACUGCCAUUAUGGUAUAGAGGGAGAGGACGCCGUUAUCUGUUCCACUGCAGUUCAAUAACACAAGGCAGCGCUGGUUGAAAUGUUGCUUUGUUGCCAUGAACAUGUGACUGUGUCUCACAUAAACUGUUAUUUACGGAUUAUUAGGCACGGCCAGUAUAAAGUAUCUCCAAAUUCAUGUUGCUUAAAGGCUUUGUAUUGUCUGUACUUAAUAUGUGUAU
Solea solea (common sole) is the source of this 2776-nucleotide messenger RNA. It is a transcript of the gene slc16a3a, whose product is annotated as solute carrier family 16 member 3a. The transcript has 6 exons. The coding region runs from base 127 to 1677 and encodes 516 amino acids. Lineage: Eukaryota; Metazoa; Chordata; Actinopteri; Pleuronectiformes; Soleidae. Gene Ontology annotation, cellular component: membrane. The record is from RefSeq and is a predicted model, not a curated record. Gene Ontology annotation, molecular function: monocarboxylic acid transmembrane transporter activity. Gene Ontology annotation, biological process: transmembrane transport; monocarboxylic acid transport.